AUAAUCGACUCGAUGAAUUCAGUUAGGAAGGUCCCAAAAUGAUUCGUUCAAACGAAUCGAUUCUUUAGUGAAUCACUGGUUCAGAUGAGCCGAGUGUCAUGGCCGCUCAGGUGAAGGCUCUGGUGAGCACUAAGUGGUUAGCCGAGGCGAUCAAAAAGAAAUGCGUGGGACCGAGUUUGCGGAUUCUGGAUGCCUCGUGGUACUUACCGAAACUGAACCGGAAUGCCCGUGAGGAGUUCACGCAGCGCCACAUCCCAGGCGCGUCGUUCUUCGACAUCGACGAGUGCUGCGACAGGGCGUCCCCGUUUGAUCACAUGCUGCCCGGGGACAGCGAGUUCGCCGACUACGUGGGAGAGCUGGGCGUCGGUAACGACACGCACGUGGUCGUGUACGACUGCAGCGACUUCGGCUCGUUCGCGGCGCCGCGCGUGUGGUGGAUGUUCCGCUUCUUCGGUCACCGCUCCGUGUCCGUGCUGAACGGCGGGAUGAAGAACUGGCUGCACGAGGGUCAUCCGGUCACUGACGUGUACUCCACACCGGCGCGCGCGGAGUUCCGGGCCCAGGGGAACGCGGCGUGGGUCAAAACGUACGAAGACGUUCUGCAGAACCUCACUGACCGGAAGUUCCAACUCGUAGACGCGAGAGUGGAGGGACGCUUCCGGGGGCUCGAGCCUGAACCGCGCGAAGGCACAGAACCCGGUCACAUCCCUGGCAGCAUCAACAUGCCCUUUCCUUCCUUUCUGGAUUCCUCUGGUCUGGAGCGUCCAGUGGAGGAGCUGAUGGAGAUGUUCCAAGUUGCAGGCGUCGACCUUCAGCAGCCCUUCUGUGUGACGUGUGGUUCGGGGGUGACGGCGUGCCACAUCACGCUCGCAGCACACCUGUGUGGACACCCGGGCGUGUAUCUGUAUGACGGCUCGUGGUCCGAGUGGUUCUCCAGGGCGGCACCGGAGCACAUCGUCUCAGAGGGGAAAGGCAAACAACAGUGAGAGACAAAAUAAUGAAAGAUCAGAAAGCUGGAGUGCAGAAUGUGAAAGUGCACUUUAAACUAGUUCAUUCAGUGCCUCGUGUAUUGCUUUCGACUGUGUUUAUAAUUCAGAAGAAUAUAAAUGGUUAAGAUUCAUGUUACUGAUUUUAUAUCUCUUCGCUAGGUCUAUGAACUUAAUGAUUUUAAUUAAGCUGUAGUUCACAGAGUGCACUACAUACUGAAAGGUUUAAAAUCCUACACCUGAGUAAACUCUAGCUUUGCUAAUGCGCUAAUCUGUUGUUGUUUACAAUAACUAACAUAAGAAAACUGUUUUCUUCUUAUCAUUUGUAUCAUAUAAGCAGCAUUAAUAGUCAUACAUUUUAAUUAGGAAAUUCAUUAUUUUUUGAAAUUAAUUAUGUUCAAGCAAAUAAAGAGUAAAACUAUA
Molecule: messenger RNA, 1409 nt
Organism: Hemibagrus wyckioides
Lineage: Eukaryota; Metazoa; Chordata; Actinopteri; Siluriformes; Bagridae
Gene: mpst
Product: mercaptopyruvate sulfurtransferase
Exons: 2
Coding region: 99-986 (295 amino acids)
Biological process (GO): transsulfuration
Cellular component (GO): mitochondrion
Molecular function (GO): thiosulfate-cyanide sulfurtransferase activity
Source: RefSeq, a predicted model, not a curated record